CUUCGGAUCUGCAGCAAGAUGUUGCUUUUAUUAUUCUGUCUGCUUUCUCUGACGGCAGCGGCUGCUGAAGUGGGUCUCGGUGGUAAAGUGCUUCUGUUUCCAACUAAGACUAACUCCAGCUUUGUUAAACUCACUCCUGAAAAGCCCCUGAGUCUCUCAGCGUUUACUCUCUGCAUGCGUGUGGCGACGGAGCUCCAGGGUCAGAGGGAGAUCAUUCUCUUCGCUUACCGAACAACUGGCUAUGAUGAGCUCAACGUGUGGAGGGAGAAAGAUGGCCGCUUGUCCUUCUACCUCAGCGGCGAUGGAGCGCUUUUCCACCUGCCUCCUCUCUCCACGUUCCAGACUCACCUGUGCCUCACCUGGGACUCUGUGCCUGGUCUUGCUGCUUUUUGGGUGGAUGGACGGCGCAGUGUGUUCCAGAUCUAUAGGAAAGGUCACUCAGUUCGUCCUGGCGGCACCGUUCUGCUCGGCCAGGACCCUGAUUCAGAUGUGGGUUCCUUUGACCCAGAGCAGAGCUUUGUUGGUGAAAUUACAGAUGUGCACAUGUGGGAUUAUGUUCUCUCUGGCAGUCAGAUUAAGGCGGUUUUUUCUAACCAGGAACCGUAUGUGCCGAAGGGAAACGUGAUUGACUGGAACACCAUCAAAUAUGAGACCAGAGGAAAUGUGCUAGUGGUUGAAAAUAACUGAUGCUGA
Rhinichthys klamathensis goyatoka is the source of this 693-nucleotide messenger RNA. RefSeq names its product C-reactive protein-like. The coding region runs from base 19 to 687 and encodes 222 amino acids. The record is from RefSeq and is a predicted model, not a curated record. Lineage: Eukaryota; Metazoa; Chordata; Actinopteri; Cypriniformes; Leuciscidae. The transcript is spliced from 2 exons.